Molecule: messenger RNA, 1827 nt
Organism: Trametes versicolor FP-101664 SS1
Lineage: Eukaryota; Fungi; Basidiomycota; Agaricomycetes; Polyporales; Polyporaceae
Exons: 5
Coding region: 1-1827 (608 amino acids)
Source: RefSeq, a predicted model, not a curated record
AUGUCCUCAUCUUCAACAUCGGCUACGGCCAUGUGCUCCUCAUGGGCCGUGAUCCACAGGCACCCACACAUGGAGGCGUACAAGUACAUCAAGAACAUCGCUCACGCCGACUCGGCCCCGGACAGCCUGCACGCGCUGAGCGCGACUAUCUUCGCAGACAAAGACGUCACUGGAGCGCUUGGGAGUGAAGAUGGGAACGACUUUGCGGUAGAGCUUUUCGAGCUGCCUAAGGUGCCGCCGUGCCCAGCCGAAGUACCGCCCGCAGAGAAACGCGAGCGAUACGAGAAGGCGAUUUGCAGCCUGUACCUGAGGCGUGAAUGCACCCCAUUGAGCGUCGAAGGAUGGUCCGAAGGCACUGGGAAGACGAAAUGCGUGCUCGUCGUACUUUGCCCGCGGCCAGGCGUGCCCCUCUGUCCUGCAUGGGUCUCGUUUGAAUUACACAGAGAUAAAAUCGCCUCUGCUGCGCGGAAACGCAGGGACCCGUCGGUAGAAACAAGGCUCUCCCGGGUCGUCAAGUCGCAGCAACCGGACCGUAUCGACGCUGUCUACAACGGGCGGCCGUACGAGCUCGCGCCGCCCGAGUAUGUCACGGACUGCUGCCCCGCGUUCGCCACUUACGUCUCCAUCAUGGAAGGCGAGCAGCCCGAGUUCACGGCCGAGGAGCUACGCACCGCUCGCGACCUGGUGCUGGCGGGCAUGCGCCCUUCGGACGACCCGGUGAAAGCGCUGGCGGCGGCGAUGACGCUCGGAGUGCACAGGCAGGUCUUUGCUAGGCAUACGCUCCGCACCCAGCGCGCGUCAGCCGCGUUCACACCGGACGGCGUGGUGUUUGCAGGCAUGCCUGCACGGGACGGGUCGCAGCCGGUCAUGGGCAUCACAGAGGUCGCGACGAAGGCCAACUCGCGCGGGCAUCUCUUUGAGAUGCAGGGGCAGCUUGACUACCUCGCGUUUUACUGCUCUGAGGAGGCCGACGUGUACCGCAAGGUCUCGUACUGCCCGUGCCUCCUCAUAUCCGUCAUAGACACACUCCUCGUCGUGCAGGGCGCCGUGUUCACCGACCGCGUCGUCGCGGCGCAUCUCUCCGCCACCACCUUCGCGUCGAACAUCGCAUUCGGGAUGCCAGUGCUCCAGGGCUCGCUCGACCAGACCGUCUUCCGCAUUGGGCGUCUCUUCCGCGCCCUGCGCUCCACGCUUGCCGAGCUCGACGUGCACUACACUGCCGUCGCCCCAGCGUACAGGGACGCGAUCGCGGGCGAGCUGCAGGCUGAAACACGUCUGAGCGCUGCCGUUUCCCCAGCGCAGAUGGCGCGAACCACGACCCCGCUGUUCAAGUUUCCCCUCGGGGAGGGCGGGGAGGUGUUGUUGUGGUAUCUCAGGUCUAUCCGGCUCGCGGCGCUUCCUGACUCGCCCGUGCUGCUGCACGAAGCAUUCGCACGCCCCCCGGAAGGCGACCAAACCUCCGUGAUCGUGAUGUACACGCCGGCGUGCAUCCCGGAGGCGUUCAGGCUUCUCACGGACGAGGCCGUCGUUCCGGGUGCGCCACGGCUGUGGUACUCUGGGCGGGAGGAGGGCGUCGGGCACUGGGUGGUCGUGCUGGAGGAUCCGGCAGUGCUGAAUCGGUGCGCCUUAACCCUCUUGGACUAUGCAAGGCUGCUGGACCGCGCGCCGAAGCUGCGCGGGCGGGAGCUUUUGCUUGGAGAGAUGCGCGACCCGUAUGUGGCGGCGCAGGCGGAGGAUGGCGGGCUGCUGCUUGUCGAUUUCGAGUUGAGUGAGGAGGCGCGCCGGGUGCGAUAUCACUGGGAGAGUAAGGAAACUGCAGCGCAGUGA